UCAGCACCGGUGACGGCAUUUAAACGGCGAGUGAUGGUGGAGCCACAGCGAUCAGUUUGAAGAGUGGCGAAGCAGCUCCUUGUAGUGUAUCUUGUCUCUUGCACGUGUAUUACCGCUGGUGCCGGCCAUUAUCAUCAUGUCUCUACACACUAACCUGCACCCUGUGCUAAAAGGGCCAGAUAAUUUACCAAGAAAGGUCGAAACGAAGUUGCUGCAGGGGCCAAUUUUGCACAGACCAGCCCUAGGAGAAGUUAGCAAUCGUGGAGUGUCGCUCCGGGGACCUAAAGCUCCGUUAAAACCUCUGGAAGUAUCCAAGAGAAGACCCAUCUUGACAAAGCCUGCCAAACCAAGAAAAAGCUUACAGGGUGUACCCAGAGUUUGUGGAAAAGAGAAUGGCAGACAAGCAGUUGCCAACGUGGAGAAAGCGGAGGAGCAGAUGGAUGUGGAGGAAGUGGCCACAGUGGAAGAGUUAUCAAUUGCCUUCUCUACUCAGUGCCUCGAUGUUGAAGAUAUAGAUGCUGAUGAUGGAGAAAAUCCACAGUUGGUGUCGGAGUAUGUGAAUGAAAUUUAUAAAUACAUGAGAGAAUUGGAGGCAAGAAGCAGGGUACGCCCUCGUUAUUUGGAGGGUCAGUUGGUCACAGGGAAGAUGAGAACAAUUCUUAUAGACUGGUUGGUCCAAGUGCAUCUACGUUUCAUGUUGCUUCAGGAAACCCUCUACCUAACUGUGGCAAUAAUUGAUAGGUAUCUUCAGACUGAAAGGACAGUGUCCCGCAAUAAAUUGCAGCUGGUUGGUGUGACAGCAAUGUUCAUAGCAAGUAAAUAUGAAGAAAUGUAUUGCCCUGAAAUUGGUGACUUUGCAUACAUUACGGACAAGGCUUACACAAAGAUGGAAAUUCGUAAAAUGGAAGUGCACAUUCUCACGAAGCUGGACUUCAAUGUGUCCUACCCACUUCCUUUGCACUUCCUCAGAAGAAACAGCAAAGCUGGAUCGGUUGAUGCUGCCCAACACACCCUGGCAAAGUACCUUAUGGAGCUCUGUCUACCAGAAUACUGCAUGUGCCACUAUAUGCCUUCGAUUAUUGCGGGUGCUGCUCUCUGCCUUUCACUAAAAUUGUUGGAUGGCAGUCCUUGGACUGACACACUGAUGUACUAUUCGUGCUACACUGAAGAACAGUUGAUGCCAGUUAUGUGCAAGAUGGCCGCUAUAGUUGUUAAGAGCACCACUACUAAGCAACAGGCUGUGAGACAGAAGUACAAGGCCAUUAAACAAAUGAAAAUUAGUGAUAUUCCUCAACUUCAGUCAGCGACUCUGAAAAAGUUAGCAGAGAAAACUACUCUCACUUAAACAGAUCUGCUAGUUUUUGUACAGAGGAAUUAUUUUCCUAGUAUGUUGUAAAUAUAGUUAAUCUUGUGAUAUUGUAUAUUAUAUAUUCUAUAUGCCAUUUUUAAUCCUAUAAUCCAAUGCAUGACUUGUAAUGAGGCUGUGUAAACAAGCAUGUUGCCUGAAGCACGACUGUUUCCACAGCUGGAGGAGUUAGGCCUGCUUGCUCUUCAUCCAAAACUUUUAAGAUAGGAGACUGUAGGCAUUGUGCCAAGAUAUUAUUUUAUUAGAAUCUAGUUUGAGGAUGUUUAAGUGCUGGUAACUUGAGAAAUGGGUGCUGUAAGAUACUGUAUUCGGUUAAGCUUUUUGUAGUUAACUUUUCAGAACUGGGCGACUUGCACUAGUUGGUUUGUGUUGCCACGAGUGAAUCUUGUGCUCUCCUACCAAAGUAUUUUGUUUACCUAAUUUUAAGUUUUUAAACGUUCUGAAAUUAUUGGCUAUCGAAAGUUUAAUGUGGACAUCGGGAUUGAGUACAGAGAUUUAUCUUAAGAUUUUUUCUGAGCUAUACAUUCUUUAUAUUUUUAAAGGAAGGUGCAAGUAGUGACUUCUCAAUACUUUUCAAGGAACUGCUCAUGUUUUUCAUAAAAUAUUGCUAGUUGUUGCAGGUCCGUUGCUAGAAACUAAGGAGAAUGUUAACACUAAGUUUUAUUGGUUAGGAAGUAUGAAUUGCAUGCACAACUUUAAAAGCGAUUUCCUUGUACAAAAUUAUUUAUUUGGCGCAUGUAUGCCCUGACUCUUUUUAUAUAGCAAGGCGACUUGUUAAUCUUGUCCACAUUCGUAGAUAGUACAGGCAGUAGAUUACCUAAAACCUUUCCAGCAGUAGUAAAUGUUCUGCAUUUAAAUGCCAUGACCGAAGGUAAGAGUAUUUUUAGUUGGUAUCAUUUUGGAUCUAGUUUUUAAACCUUGCACUAGGAACAUGGCAAUAGUGCUUGUAUGCAAAUUGCUUGAAAUGUAGUCUUGCACAUUGUUUUCCUGAUGGGAUGUUUGUAUUGGUCCAUGUACAAAAUCCUGAAAGUCUGUAAAAACAUUCCCUUAGGUUUGAUAAUGUACUUUAUGAAAGGCAGAAUAUUUGCAAAAAUUAAUUGUAUUGUGUAGGUGAGCAUACUCCUCAAACUGGAGUUUGGCAAAUUUGUCAUUAGAGAUGUACUUUAUAAAAGUGAGAGUAGUGUAUGAAUGAUAAACUAGGUUGUCUGGUGUUAUGAAUGUACUGAUAAAUGUAAACAAAUAAAUUUAAUGUCCCAAACGUU
Messenger RNA from Procambarus clarkii (red swamp crayfish), 2628 nucleotides. RefSeq names its product Cyclin B (gene CycB). Gene Ontology annotation, cellular component: nucleus; cyclin-dependent protein kinase holoenzyme complex; cytoplasm. The record is from RefSeq and is a predicted model, not a curated record. Lineage: Eukaryota; Metazoa; Arthropoda; Malacostraca; Decapoda; Cambaridae. Gene Ontology annotation, biological process: regulation of cyclin-dependent protein serine/threonine kinase activity; mitotic cell cycle phase transition. Gene Ontology annotation, molecular function: cyclin-dependent protein serine/threonine kinase regulator activity.